Molecule: messenger RNA, 1656 nt
Organism: Carassius auratus (goldfish)
Lineage: Eukaryota; Metazoa; Chordata; Actinopteri; Cypriniformes; Cyprinidae
Exons: 6
Coding region: 20-850 (276 amino acids)
Source: RefSeq, a predicted model, not a curated record
AAAAAAAAAAAAACAUGAAAUGGGUUAUUUUCUUUUGCUCAAGUUGUUUGUAUUCUUCGUGCCUGAUUUCUUAAGUGUUAUUACAGAAAGAGUGACAGUAUCAGUGACGGAGGGAGAUUCAGUUAGUCUACACACUAAUGUUACAACAACACAACAAGAAGAGAUUUUAUGGUAUUUUAAUGACACCCGCAUCGCUCAAAUCACCGGAGAUCUCAGUAAGAUCUGUACAGAUGUUCAGUGUAAUGAAGGGACUGAGAGAUUCAGAGACAGACUGAAUCUAGAGAAACAAACCGGAUCCCUGACCAUCGCAGACAUCAACACUGCAGACACCGGGGUCUAUCAACUGAAGAUCUUCAGUAGCAGCAGCUUCAGUGAAAAGACCUUCAGUGUUACUGUUCUUGAUUCUCCUGAUAAAGUGAAGAGAAUAUCAGUGAAGGAGGGAGAAUCUGUCACUUUUGAUCCUGGUGUCACACAAAACACAAAUUAUGUGAUGAGAUGGUAUUUUAAUAACUCUCUCAUCGCUGAAAUCACUGGAGAUCAGAGUAAGAUCUGUACAGAUGUUCAGUGUAAAGAGAGAUUCAGAGACAGACUGAAGCUGGAUCAUCAGACUGAAUCUCUGAUCAUCACAAACACCAGAACCACAGACUCUGGAGAAUAUAAACUAUUGAUCAUCAACCAUAUCCUUCAGAACAGCGUCAGUGUCACCAGUUUGAAAACAUUCAUUUUUUCUGUCAUUGAUUCAGGUCUGUCUUCAGCUGCUGUAGCAGGAAUAUGUGUUGCUGUUGUUCUGUUGUUCGUGACCGCAGCUGUUGGUGUGAUUUACUAUCACAAGCGUCUUCAAGCAGGAUAGAAUAACACCGCAGCACAACCCAGUGAUCAGUCGGGGGUUAUUUAAAAGAAUUGUUCCCUAAUCUGUCUGACCCUAUGUUGAUGGACAACGGUAAGGUGACGUCCCCUGAUGAGAUUGAGACUGAGGCUACCAGUGAGACAACUUUUACCUCAAACACCAGAGCAGAAGUGACUGAAAUAUAUAUAUUCAUACAGCAAUAAUUGGGGAAACAUGCCGGGGAGUCCAAAACAGUUAAUAUACAAGUUCACUUCAGGAAUUAACAGUUGCAUUGAUGAGUUUGAAGUACAGUAACAAAUUGAAAGGCAAAGUGAAUCUGUGUCUAUUAUUAGCUCACUAUAUAAAAAAGCAUAUGGACAGAAAAAAGUUGUGUGGAAAGAAACACAAUUGUAUAUUUCUAAUGUACGGCUUUUUAUAAAAAUAAAAAAAAACUAAUCAAAAAGGACUAGACGGAAUAUUAACACCAGCUACAACGUCAUUAAACUAACAGUAUUAACUAGCUUGGAAAUUCAUUCAUUUUGAUGAAACAGUAUUUUUCAGUGUAUUUUAAUUUUUUAAUUUUUAUAUAGUCUUUUCUAAUAGUUGAUAAUAUAUAUUGUAACAGACAGCUUACUUAAUAAAAACAUUUGUAAUAUUUGUGAAGUGAUGAUUCAUUUAUUUCACUGCCAAUUUCUUUCUUUUAAUUUGUUGCCAUUACACAUGAUGUGAUGAAGACCUUUGGGACAUCCAAGGUAAACAUUAAUUCUUUACUUCAUCUGUCCAUUGUGUCUUGAUAUGUUUGUAAUGUGAGAAUAUAAUGAAAAUGAUCA